AAUGGAGAGAUAUUCAAAAUUAAUAAUUGAAGCAAAAUAUGGAAAUUAUAUUGAUUUAUGCGAAAUUGAAAUAUUUUCCAGUAAUAUCGCUCAUUCGAAAUUAACCAUUUCAAAAUAUUCUUCAAAUGGUGAACUAGAUAGAUUAACUGAUGGAAAUGAGAUUAAUCGUGUAACGUUACGUUUGGGCCAAGAUUAUUGGGUUGCAAUUAAUCUUUUAGCGUAUUACAAUGUUUUUGGCCUAGAUUUCAGACUAAUGCCAACUUAUCUCCACCAAUUCAAAUCAUUCUAUGUUGAAUUGACAAACGAAAAUCCAGCUGUUCAAUACAACCCAACAAAAUAUUCAUACUGCGGCGAAAAAGAUGGCAAUAAUCCGAAUGGGAGUGAUAUGUUUGAUACAAUUUUAUGCAAAAGAGGCGGAGUCAAAGGUCAAUUUGUUGUCUUACGUUCAAAUUCUUCAAAUAUGAAUGUAGUUGUAAGUGAAAUUGAAAUAUUUGGAAACUAUUUGAAAGAUUUAGAGAAAAGAUCCAAAAACAUUCUAUCAAAUAAACCGAGUUGGACAUCAAGCUAUUACCGGCAAUUUACACUUGCCCAUCUAGCAACUACUGGAGAUCGUAACGGAAUAUUUCAUACAAAGAAGGAAGAUCAUCCUUGGAUUUGGAUAGAUAUGCUUGGAAUGUAUAAACUAUUUCCAAUGGCCAUUCUAAAUAGAGAAGAUCAAUAUGUUUUAAGAAUAAAUACAAUACGUGGAGUAGUGUCAGAAUAUCAAAGUUUUAAUGUUGAACAAGCGCAUUUACAUUCUAAAAUCUGUUUUAUCAAUGAUAAACAGUUCUUGAGAGGAGAAUACGCUAUUUGGGAUUGUCAACAGCCAUUACCCAUUUGUCGUUACGUAAUAUUUUACUUAAGUAUUACGCAAUAUUUGCACUUUGAAUUUGUUGAAGCUUAUGGGGAAGAGAUAAUUAAUGCCAAUUUCACACUUCUACCAUUGAUCAAUGUCCAUAGGACUGAGAGUAGUAGUUUAAAAAUCUAUGAUCAAAUAGUAGCCGAUCAAUUUCCAAUAAAGAUUAUUGAUGGAUCAUCAAUAAAUUCCAGACAUCAGGAUCAUUAUCUUUCUUGUAGUGGAACAUUGACAAAUGCCAAUCAGGAAGGAAGGAUUAUAUUCUCUAUGGAUAAUUAUUAUAUGGUUGUAGAGAUUGUUGUCUUACUCCCAUCCAUAUUGGUUCAAGAAACAUUUGAAGAUGUUCAAGUGGCUGUUGAAAAUUUCAAUAUUGAGUUGCAAAGGCAAAUUUGUAGUUUGAAGAAUGAUGCUAUAACUGAGGAGCAUUUAUUAUACAACUGCCAUUUUAUUGGUGAUAGAAUAUCAUUGAAUAAAAUUAAUGGUUUAAAGUUUUAUUUAGCACAAGUUCAAGGUCAUUUUGCUCAUCCGAAGAAGAAGACAGCAGCUGUUUUGUACUUAGGAGGGUCUUUUCUUACAGAUAGGAUGAGGUUUGAUUUAUUUGGUAAAUCAAAUCAUUGGUUUAUAGAUGGAACAUUUAAGAUUGUGAAAGAUCCAUUCUACCAGCUAGUGUCUAUUCAUAGUCAUGUGAAAAAGAAUGGUGCAAUGAAACAUGUUCCCUUGACAUUCAUUUUCAUAACAUUAAAACAAAAAAAAUAUUAUAAAAAGGCAUUCAAGAGCAUCAGAAACUUGACUUUCAUGUCACAGCCUGAGAAAACAACAAUGGAUUUUGAGAUGAGUCUGUGGAAAGCUGUCUCAAAGAUUUAUGCAGAAGCAAAAAUUCAUGGCUGUCUUCCACUUCACUCAAGCAAUCUAUAG
Dimorphilus gyrociliatus is the source of this 1810-nucleotide messenger RNA. Lineage: Eukaryota; Metazoa; Annelida; Polychaeta; Dinophilidae. The record is from the annotation of a GenBank genome assembly.